AGAUCGGUUCCUGCCUUCUCUGUCUCUCAGUCUCCUGCUCUCCGUUCUUCUCACGUUUAAUUCACUGAGGUCUGCUCAAUUCUUGACUUUUUCUGUCUGCUCAUCUGCUCACUAUCGUCAAUCCUUCAUUUUGUCUUUCUCUGUCUUGCAUACUUCUGGUUCGCUUCACUCUUUCUCUUUAAAUAUAUAUUUUCCUGUUUCCCUUCUCUCUCCCCCUGUUGGUUGGACCUUCUCAGUCCCUCCACCUCUUUCUCUCUCUCCUCCCUUUCUCCUCCCCCUAUCAGUUUCCUCCCCCUCUCUCUCCUCCCCCUAUUAGCUGCCUUCCUCCCUCCCUCUCUCUUUGGAGGGUGUGAGUUUCCCUCCGGUGCUGCUAACUCGGUUCUCUCCUUCCUGCUUUGGAACAGACACCGCUCCCACCAUUGGAAAACCAUGGGAAAAGGCUGCAUUAAAGCCACCAAGUAUUUUCUGUUCCUCUUCAAUCUGCUCUUCUUUAUUCUCGGAGCUGUUAUCCUCGGUUUUGGUCUAUGGAUUCUCCUGGAUAAAACCAGCUUCAUCGCCGUCGUACAGUCCUCAUCGUCUGCUUUGAAAGUUGGAUCGUACAUCUUGCUGGGAGUCGGCUCUGUGACCAUGUUGAUGGGAUUCCUCGGGUGCCUUGGAGCAGUGAAUGAAGUCAAAUGCCUUUUAGGAUUGUAUUUCACCUGCUUACUGCUGAUCCUGAUCGCUCAGAUUACGGCUGGGAUUCUGAUCUACUUCCAGAGGGACGCGCUAAAAUCGGAGAUAUCUGACAUCAUCCAUCAUGUGAUUGUUAACUAUGACCCAAACAUGGAGAAUACAGAGGAACAGUCAAAUGAGAAUUUUGGGAAAACAUGGGACUACAUCCAGGAGAAAUUGAAUUGUUGUGGUUGGAUGAGUCCCUCAAACUGGACGGAAAAUAGAAUCGUCCAGAACAUCUCAGUGACACUGUUUCCAUGUUCCUGUUACCAUAACAGAACAAGACAUGAGACCGGAUUCUGUCAGGGAGACAAGUUUCUGCACCAAAAGGGCUGCAUGUCUAAUGUUGAGGAUUGGCUUCAUCAGAACAUUGGCAUUAUCCUGGGCGUGUGCAUUGGAGUAGCUGUGACAGAGUUGCUUGGAUUGAUCCUCUCAAUGUAUCUGUGCAAGAAUGUGGAACAAGAAGAUUAUCGCAAAGUCCCUCGGUACUGACAUAUCUGAGCUGCUCUCUGUCCUCACGCCAAUGGCACAACCUGAUGUGUGUUGGAUGCAUCAGUGACCAAUCAUAAUCCAAUGGAUUUGCUGAACUUAUGUAUUUGCUUCACUGCUUGCCAAAUUUGCCUUAUAAACCUCAGCACUUUGGUUCUAAACUGUUGAUCAGUAUAUAUUUUGUAAAGAUACAUUUUCUAUUUUGCAGAACUUUCAGCAUGGCAUCUUCUUAAGGAGCUAUUGUCAUCAUCAUGUGAGCAUGCAAAUGAUUAUUAUCCCAAGGUUUUGUUAAGAGUCUGUAUGAGAAAGCUGGGGCUAGGUAAUGGAACGUACCUUUGGAAUAUAUGUAGUGUGAUAUAAAACUGCUUCAGUCUCCAUUCAGAGAGAAAACGUGUUGAAUUGAUGGUCCUGCUCUUCCCUGUUUGCUCAGUGAAUCAUUCUUCUGUAAAACACCAACUUUCUCUCAAAGUUUUUAAAAAAAAGUAUUUUGUAUCAUUACGUUGAAAAUGUACCAAAACUGUAGGUCUGUUCUGAUCUUCCAACCUUAGUAAAUAUUUUUCAAAAAUGAAA
This is a messenger RNA of Rhincodon typus (whale shark), 1770 nucleotides long. RefSeq names its product CD82 molecule b (gene cd82b). The transcript is spliced from 9 exons. Lineage: Eukaryota; Metazoa; Chordata; Chondrichthyes; Orectolobiformes; Rhincodontidae. Gene Ontology annotation, cellular component: membrane. The coding region runs from base 430 to 1203 and encodes 257 amino acids. The record is from RefSeq and is a predicted model, not a curated record.